AGUCAUGGAAGUAUUCACAUUCGUUCUCCGCAAAUCCGGCGCCGAGUGGACUGUGAAGCAGCACUCCGGCGACAUCGAGGACUCCGCCUCCUCCACCUACGACCUUCAACGCAAGCUCGUCAAUGCCGCUCGCGCCGCUGAUUCCUCCGGCUCCGUUCAGUCCUCUUUCUCUUUCGUUUCUCCCUCCUCUGCUGUCUUCCAGGUGGUUGUGGGUGGUGCAGUCUUCGUUGGAGGUGGUGCUGUUGCUGCUGCUCCUGCUGGUGGUGCUGCCGCAGAGAGCGCCGCCGCCCCUGCUGCCGAGAAGAAAGAAGAGAAGGUCGAGAAAGAGGAAGACGAAGAUUUUGGAAUGUCACUCUUUGAUUAAAGAAUUCUCGUUUUACCUGAA
Molecule: messenger RNA, 385 nt
Organism: Arachis stenosperma
Lineage: Eukaryota; Viridiplantae; Streptophyta; Magnoliopsida; Fabales; Fabaceae
Product: 60S acidic ribosomal protein P3-like
Exons: 1
Coding region: 5-364 (119 amino acids)
Cellular component (GO): ribosome
Molecular function (GO): structural constituent of ribosome
Source: RefSeq, a predicted model, not a curated record